UUAAUCUGGAAGAAGUAAUGUAUAGCACACGCGCGAAAAAAACUUGCCAUCAAAACUAGAGCAUUGAUAAAAAGUACGAGACGGUUGUUUACAAUAAUGUCUCAUUUCCUCAUUAGCAAACACGUGGAGGCACCAACGGUAACUAAUUACUGUAAAAUGAUAUGUAAUUACCACUCGUAGAAAAAUCCUCAUACAAUCUAGCGGACAUAUAAUACCUAGACCAAACAAAACCUCAUUACUCCCGGAACGCUAUUUAAUGUUUUAUAUAAUUAGUUCACAACAGGAUUUUAUACCAGAUGGAAUGAAGUCAAAUGUCAGAAAUUAAAGAAUCUUAUUUUCUGGAAAUCUCCGGUGCGUAUAAUUUGUUAAUGUUGAAAUGCUCGAGAAAGUUGUCUGUCGUGAAUAAUUGUGAAGUGAAUUGGACAUACGAAGCCAAUCACUUUUAGCAUUUGACGUUGUCCUCAAGACAAGAACCUAUUUACAUUUUUCCGUCAGACUGAUCUUGUAAGGGAUUAAGGCGGGAAUGCCAAUUUCAGAUGUGUUUACAGAUUGAAUAAAUUGCCUACUCCUUUUGGAAUAACUGGAAUUUCAUUCCGAAUGUGAUAUUCAAAUUGUGUGUGCAAAAAAACCCAUCUAACUUGGAACAUUCAGAGAUAUUUGAAAAUUAAAAAAAAAUACAACAAGGACUUAAAAAAGUUUCAUAAGCUGAGAAAUCUUAUUAAACUUUGAUUAAUAUAGAAUCUCAAGUAUCCUUUUGCAAUGGAGCAUAAAAAAACAAUGCAUUGCAACAUUUUUAUUUUUGAUCUCAAUAAUGAAUGUGUAUUGUGUUGAGCAGCAAGUUCAGUCUUGCAAGGCAACAACGCCGGAUGUUUUAGGUCCUUAUUAUUUUCCGCGACCACCUCACAGACGACAGAUAUGUGAUAGAGACCCAGCAUUCAAAAACGAACGCCAUCUUUUAGUUGAAGGGCGAAUACUAGACGAAUCAUGUCAACCAAUUAGCGGUACACGAAUUGAGGUUUGGCAAGCCGACCAUGAUGGGCACUACUUAUUCAAGGAGAAUUGUAGAGGAUAUUUUUACGCAGAGAAAGGUGGUCACUACGCCUUUUUAACGCUUCAUCCUGGUACCUACUCAACUGAUCCCAAAAAGGAACUUUUUCGACCCGCGCAUAUUCAUUUUCGUGUUCAGAAGCCCGGAUAUAACAUUUUGGUAACGCAGAUGUAUUUUGCAGGUGAUCCAAAUUUAGGACGAAAUGAUUCUUGUACUGAAUGCUCGUCUGACAGGUCAGAUCUAAUCGUUGAGCCUAGGCAAAUGUGUGCCGACAAGACAGGCCAAUUUUGUUUCAGAAUCGCACAUUUUGAUAUCGUGCUAAAGCGUGGCAAUGAAGUGUCGGUUGUUCCGGAUGUUGAUGAUUCUGAACCCGAGCUGGACGACAUUGUAGAAACUGGGAAGUAAAAAUACAAUGAUAUAUUUAUCAAUGUUGAAUGGUGUUAUAUCGUAAUAUAAUGAAUAAUAUAUGCACGGGUAUGUUAUUGUUACAUAUUUUCUGCAACAAAUGUGAACAAUCAGUGAACUUGCAGUGGAGGAACGACAAUUUGCAGUUCCUUGAAAACAACUAUCAUAAAACAAUUAGUAGAGACAAAAGUGGAGAAAAAGGAAUAAAAAUGAAUGUGUUUAUACAUGAUAAUCUGUAUGAUGCAGUGAACAUUUCGGAAUGAUCAGAUAUAGCUUUAUAUAAAUUCAAUAAAUAUCAUACGGUGACGUAUUUCUUGUUUUUUGUUUUAUUUAAUUUUAAAUAAACCGUACUCUUACAUUUAGAUUAUAUCAUCAAAUUAUACUUGUCAAUAUUUAAUUAUGUAGGUUGUUUUACUUAUUAUGACUCCGAUAUUUCAAAUUGAUCCUUGAAUUUUAUUUAUAGC
Molecule: messenger RNA, 1917 nt
Organism: Ruditapes philippinarum (Manila clam)
Lineage: Eukaryota; Metazoa; Mollusca; Bivalvia; Venerida; Veneridae
Product: catechol 1,2-dioxygenase-like
Exons: 1
Coding region: 812-1453 (213 amino acids)
Molecular function (GO): ferric iron binding; oxidoreductase activity, acting on single donors with incorporation of molecular oxygen, incorporation of two atoms of oxygen
Source: RefSeq, a predicted model, not a curated record